Molecule: messenger RNA, 718 nt
Organism: Culex quinquefasciatus (southern house mosquito)
Lineage: Eukaryota; Metazoa; Arthropoda; Insecta; Diptera; Culicidae
Exons: 2
Coding region: 219-656 (145 amino acids)
Source: RefSeq, a predicted model, not a curated record
UUUCGUGAUUCGUUACUGAUCUGGGAGGAACGUGACGUCCUGCGGCUUUCCGUCUGCACCGGGCCAAGUCCAGUACCGUUGGCCAACCUACGAUAGCGUACCCACCACCGGUCAGCUUAACGAUGAUGGGUUAGUGCGCGGAGUUCUUUCCGCCCCGAAGCGGAACGAGUGUGGUAUGAGGAUCGACGGCGGAGAGGAUACCGAUUUUGACGAGUUCCAUGGUUGGCAAUGCAAGAACACGAGAAUUUCCGGGCCUAAUGCAAGUUCAGCUGUUUAGUUUUGCUGAUCAACAACCAGUACGUGGUCACGGCGGCAUAUUGAGUGGGCGGAAGACGGAGGAUCGUUAUUCAGCGUCCGGUUGGUCGAUUGUGACACCACGACCAAGAUCGAAUGCAUCGAGGAGGACGGCGAGAAGAUUUGUGCUGAUCUACCGGUGGACGUGGCACUGGAGGAGAAGAUCUCCCACCCGGAAUACCUACGACGAACUGAGCCAGUUAAACAAAAUUACCCUACUACGGAUGGCUCGUGACGACAGUAAACAGACUUUAUCAUUGUUGAGGCGACUGGAAUUGCGGCCCCUGCCUGGACCGUACGCCACUGGACUCGCGAUGACAGCUGUGUGUCUGUCACUCUGCGACUGUCAACACAGUGCGUAAAAGGAAGUGGUAGUUGUCUUUGUUGUGAAUAAAUGUUAUUAUUGUUUUGUUAGUCAGAAGAA